AUGCAUGUUGAUUCAAGAGUAGAUCAGGCAGGAACAGGCACGAGCAUAAUGGAUACACAGCAAAAAGUUACUAUACUCAGGGAAGGCUUCUUAGUGAAAAGGGGUCAUCUCGUGCACAACUGGAAGGCGCGCUGGUUCGUGCUGACGCCAGACAAGCUGAUCUACUACAAGUACGAUGGAGGGAAAAGAGAUUCAUGUCAGCGGGGGAAAAUCAUGCUGAAGGAUUGCGUCAUUACUUGCCCCUACCUGGAGUACGACAAUAGACCCUUAGUGUUCCGGCUUCAAACCAAGACCUGCGUAGACCACUUUCUGGAGGCAUGUUCCCGGGAAGAGCGUGACCAGUGGGCAGGCGACAUUGCCGCAGCGGCGGACAAACUGGAGGACCCCGAAGGAGCAGUCGCUAAUGGCGACGGGUCACCCAGUGUCAGCCCCAGCACGCCCGGGAGCUCACAGCCGCACCACAUCAACCUCAGCAAAGUGCUGGAAGCCAUGUAUGACGUCCACAGCGGGAUCAACAUGUGCAACCACGUGGAGCAAGGACGCAUGUACACCAACUGCUUCUCAGGAUCCGCAGUGGUGGACUGGCUGGUGUUCGCGCAGCUGGCCCUGACCCGAUCCGAGGCAGUGACUCUGGCGUCGGCCCUGCUGGAAGAGGGUUUCCUACGCACCGUGGGCCUGCGCAGCGUAGAGGCGCUACGCACCGCCGGCCCCAGUGAGCUCUUCAUGGACGACUCCACCGCGCUUUACAGCUUCUCUGACAGUUUAAAGAAGCGAGGUUGCGUGAAGGCUGAGACCACACUGUCUGCGGUGGAGUUGAGCGGUCAUGUGAUCAAGAGAGGCUACCUGCUAAAACAAGGCCACAGAAGGAAAAACUGGAAAAUUCGACUUUUUGUGCUGCGCUCAGAACCCUCUUUCCUCCAUUACUAUGACCCAACCAAGGAUGACAUCAGUCCCGUGGGAGGCUUCCCCCUCCGAGGCUCACUGGUAUCCUCGCUGGAUGAUAACGGCGUUCCCUCUGGUGUAAAGGGCAACAUCCAAGGCAACCUGUUCAAAAUCAUCACCCAAUCGGACACACAUUACUUCAUCCAGGCUCCCAGCAACCGGGAGAAGAUGGAAUGGAUUGAUGCCAUCCGUGAGCACACGUAG
Molecule: messenger RNA, 1146 nt
Organism: Nerophis lumbriciformis (worm pipefish)
Lineage: Eukaryota; Metazoa; Chordata; Actinopteri; Syngnathiformes; Syngnathidae
Source: RefSeq, a predicted model, not a curated record